AUUGCCGAGCUGCGAGCAGCGAGUGGCGGCGGGCGCCAUUUCGGGGAGCAGCCGCCGGUGCCACAGCCGGGGCCCAGCCCGGGUCCGGUUACCGUUCGUCACGGUCGCGCUUCCCCUCGCUGCCUGCCGCUCUCGGGCUGACCGAGCGGCGCCGUUCAUCUCACGUUCAGACCCCUGUGGAGGGCUCCUGAGCCCUCGGGCCCAUCCCCCACCUCUAGCGCAGCCGGCGCCGCAACCAGGAGCCGCCGCCGCUGCUGCCGCCGAGCCUCGGGCAUCCGAACCAGGACAGCACCCGCCCACGGCGCAGGUAUCCUGAACAAUGGCUGAUGAUAUUGAUAUUGAAGCAAUGCUUGAAGCUCCUUACAAGAAGACUUGCCUAACGAUAUCUCACCUCUACUCCCAUGAAUUCACCUUUGAUUCCAGUGUGAACUGUCAAUCAUAAGGUAUGGAAAUAGGGAAUGUUUAGGCUGGACUGGUGGAUUAUUGAUGACUUUCUUGGGAGUCGACGUUACUAAAGCAGUGUGAAUCCCUGUUUGCUUCAGGGCGAGAUGUGUGACAGAGGUGACAUCAAGCUCUUACAACCCUUCAACGAAAAUGAGCGAAGAUCUCGGGAAUGGCAUCGGUCACAGGAAAUCCAUAGUGGCUGCUGCUAGCGUAGCCACCUGGGCUUAGGCAGACAUAUAGCCUUGGAUGAGAACAAAUUGAGCAGUGCCAAUGGCCAUGAAGAACGCAGCAAGAAGUGAAAAAAAGAGCAAGAGCCGAAGUCGAAGCCAUGACAGGAAGAGGAGCAGAAGCAAGGAACGGAAACGGAGCCGAGAUCGGGAAAGGAAAAAGAGCAGAAGCCGGGAAAGAAAACGGAGCAGAAGCAAAGAACGCAGGCGCAGCCGUUCCAGGAGUAGAGAUCGCAGAUUCAGAGGCCGCUAUAGAAGUCCCUAUUCUGGUCCAAAAUUCAACAGUGCCAUCAGAGGGAAGAUUGGUCUGCCUCACAGCAUCAAAUUAAGCAGAAGGCGCUCCAGAAGCAAAAGUCCCUUCAGGAAAGACAAGAGCCCUGUUAGAGAACCUAUUGAUAAUCUUACCCCUGAGGAGAGGGAUGCUCGAACAGUAUUCUGCAUGCAGCUGGCUGCAAGAAUUCGACCAAGAGACCUGGAAGAAUUUUUCUCUACAGUAGGGAAGGUUCGUGAUGUGCGAAUGAUUUCCGAUAGGAAUUCCAGGCGUUCAAAGGGAAUUGCUUAUGUUGAGUUUGUUGAUGUUAGUUCAGUGCCGCUGGCAAUAGGACUAACUGGACAGAGAGUCUUGGGUGUACCAAUCAUAGUACAAGCAUCACAGGCGGAGAAAAACAGAGCAGCAGCAAUGGCAAAUAAUCUGCAGAAGGGCAGUGCUGGUCCUAUGAGGCUCUAUGUGGGAUCAUUACACUUCAACAUAACCGAAGAUAUGCUGCGAGGAAUUUUUGAGCCUUUUGGCAGGAUUGAAAGCAUUCAGCUGAUGAUGGACAGUGAAACUGGACGCUCAAAAGGAUAUGGAUUUAUUACGUUCUCAGACUCCGAGUGUGCCAAAAAGGCCUUGGAACAACUCAAUGGAUUUGAGCUAGCUGGUAGGCCAAUGAAAGUUGGACACGUAACUGAGCGCACUGAUGCUUCCAGUGCCAGUUCAUUUUUGGACAGUGAUGAGUUGGAACGGACUGGAAUUGACCUGGGAACAACUGGUCGCCUUCAGUUGAUGGCAAGACUUGCAGAAGGUACUGGUUUGCAGAUUCCCCCAGCUGCACAGCAGGCACUGCAGAUGAGUGGGUCUCUGGCAUUUGGAGCUGUGGCAGAUUUGCAGACGAGACUAUCUCAGCAGAAUGAAGUUCUGGCUGCAGCUGCUUCAGUACAACCACUUGCAACACAGUGCUUCCAGCUUUCCAACAUGUUUAAUCCUCAAACUGAAGAAGAAGCUGGCUGGGAUACAGAAAUUAAAGAUGAUGUGAUUGAGGAAUGUAACAAACAUGGAGGAGUUAUCCACAUCUAUGUAGACAAGAACUCAGCUCAGGGCAACGUGUAUGUCAAAUGUCCUUCCAUCGCUGCUGCCAUUGCAGCUGUAAAUGCGUUGCACGGGAGGUGGUUUGCAGGUAAAAUGAUCACAGCAGCGUAUGUACCUCUUCCAACGUACCAUAGCCUUUUCCCGGACUCUAUGACUGCAACCCAACUACUGGUUCCUGUUCGACGAUGAAGAUGGAUUUAGUCAGUUUUGUACAUAGUUAUUUUUUGGAGGAAGAUUGAGUUAUCUUUUAUUUAGAUAAAACUAAAGGAAAGGAUUUAAUGUCAUUUUGUGUACACUUCCUGCUACCUUUAAAAAUAAAAUGAAGUAAGCAGAAAUGCAGUGUGUUCAUUCUCCCUAACUAGCAUUUCCACUGUAUACAAAGCUGUUGACUUCUUGUUCUGCCUUGUAAUUCUUGUACAUUGACUAAGGUGAUCUGUAGGAACUGAGAAGUAGCUCAUAGAAAACAAGUUCUCUGUAAAAGGCAGAUGGGACAUAAUGACAUUUUUAAUGUUUCACAAAGCCUUUCUUUUAAUGCAGCAAUUACAUUUACACUUCACUAAAUGUAGGUGAUCUGCUAAGGGUUAAUAUCAGAGGUAGACGUUCUGAAGGGACAUAUUUAGUGUUUUGUAUAAAUGGAAGAUUGGACAGGCUACUGAAAGCUGACUCUAGGCAGCCACUCAGCUUGCUUUGUGCUGAAUAAUUGGUAAGAAUAGAAGGAUUCAAGGGGGUUUAUUUCUUGAUGGUAACUUUUGAUUAAUGUAUCUGUAAAAGUUUCUUUGUAAAUACUGUGUGAGGUGUGUCUAAGUUUCCAAACAAAACGAUCUCUGCAUUUCCACAUUAAGUUUCUAUGUCUGCGGGGGGGCACAGCUGAAGGAUUUCAGCCAGGUUUGAAAAUGGGUAGGAAAUACAGAAAGAUGUUUUGUUCUGGUUGCAUAUAAUCUUUGCUCUUUUUAAGCUCUGUGAGCUCUGAAAUAUAUUUUUGGGUUACUUCAGUGUGUUUGACAAGACAGCUUGAUAUUUCUAUCAAACAAAGACUUUCAUAUUGCAACAAUCUUUGUAAGAACCACUCAAAUAAAACUCUCUUAAAAAGGC
Molecule: messenger RNA, 3111 nt
Organism: Melopsittacus undulatus (budgerigar)
Lineage: Eukaryota; Metazoa; Chordata; Aves; Psittaciformes; Psittaculidae
Gene: RBM39
Product: RNA binding motif protein 39
Exons: 19
Coding region: 715-2208 (497 amino acids)
Biological process (GO): mRNA processing
Cellular component (GO): nucleus
Molecular function (GO): U1 snRNP binding; RNA binding
Source: RefSeq, a predicted model, not a curated record